AUGUACGUACAGCUACAGUACACGUACAUGUACUGGGAAUGGGUACCUUGUAUACAAGGUACCUGGUGUAAAACUGACGUAAAACUUAAGCUAGGCUAUUUUUUAUUUGCUUCUCAAGUUCUUGUAUUGAAGUUGUAAGAGGAUUUAAAAUGUCGACUGAAAGCAAAACUAAGUACAGAGCACUCAAGAGAAAACUCAGAUUUUUGAUUUAUGAACAAGAAUGCUUUCAAGAGGAACUACGAAGGGCACAGCGCAAAUUGCUGAAGAUAUCUCGGGACAAGAGCUUCUUGCUGGACAGACUCCUUCAGUAUGAACGAGUGGAAGGGUCUAGUUCUGAUUCGGGUUCAACAGCGUCGUCAGACAGUGAGAAAGAAGGCAAGAAGAAUUCAGAGGCUAAGAAGCAGAAGAAGAAAGCCAAACCAAUCAAAGUCAAAGCCAAGAAGAGGAAACAACGGCAGCUGAAAUCACUCCUAGGGGGUGACAGAAAGCCCCUCCCAGGCAACCUCAAUUACACAUCAUCUCAACAGCAGCAACAACAGCAACAACAGCAACAACAGCAGCAGCAGCAGCAGCAGCAGCAGCAACUUCAGAGUAAUUCCAAAUUGAUGGAUCUGAUGAAAGUCGGUUCCCCAAACGUUCAAAUGCCAACAAGUCCCCUGGUCAGUUUAGGUCUGCCUAUGCACUCUCAGGAGUCUUUGUUCCCUGGGGUUGGUCUGUCAGGGUUCUCCCCCACACAGCCCCUAACCCCCCAACGCCCUUCCAAGUUAUCCAGUCUCCUAGCCGGGGAUUCCAGCGCCAUGGGGGCCCUCAUGAUGGCUGGUCUGGCGGCAGCAGCUGCCGGCGAGAAGGCGGAAAAACAGAGCAAGAAAAAGCACAAAAAGGAUACAGACAAGUCACCCUCACACCUACACCCCUCCGUGUACCCCACCCCCUUCCACCCACCCUCCUCGUCUCAAGCCUCCCCUGUCCAGCUUUCGGCUGCCGAGAAACCUUUGCAAACCAUCAAGCAAGUGCCCACCAGCAAAUCCUCCCCGUCCACGAGUAAAGCCCCACCUGCCCUCAGCGAGAUGAUGGACUGCAAGCCGACGGGCACAGCCAAAUCCCCCGCUGGUAAGACCCCUCCCACCAAUGUGAAACCAAAGACAGCAACAGCUGCGGCCGAGGAAGAGGAGGAGCUUGUGAUUGACCUGCCAAACGAUUGACAUCCACACAACUGACAUCCACACGGCUGACAUCCACACGACUGACAUCCACAUGACUGACAUCCACACGGCUGACAUCCACACGGCUGACAUCCACACGGCUGACAUCCACACGGCUGACAUCUUCACAUGACUGACAUCCACAACUCCCUGGGUGUAAACUUAACACGACAAGCAUUUUACAGAUCUGAAAGUCCACCACCAGUACGAAUGAACAGCAAAACUCAUUCAUUCUACUGUAGCGCAUAUUGCAGAGAAAGCCAAUGGCAAUGAGCCUAUGCACAGGGCCCAAUUUCAGGGAGCUGCUUAACAAUUAGCAGAAAAAUUGUGCUAGCUUUAGCAGCAAAAAUUAAGCAUAAUUUCAUGGUGGUGCUCGGCAUUGGUGUGCCAAUGGUUGCCCACACAUAGAGAUUUCUAUCAACAGGUCACUAAGUUUAAGCAAGUAUUUCCCCCAAGGUUAGCAUGCCUUUAGGUGUGUUUACUGCUUAUGGUCUCCAUGAGGAUAUAGUGUGCCUCCGUUAGCACAAAAUCGUACACUAUUGCAGUGCCGUGAAAUUGGGCCCUGAUGGCACCUUGCUUUGUUUACAUGUUUACCUUCCUGUGGAGCCAGUGGGGACCCAAGGUCCACUGAGCAUCUUAGAAAAGAACACACGUAAACAAACUGUGGCAUAAUCAGUAUAGAGGUGUGUUUUUUCCUUGUAUUGAGAUUUAACGACAUUAACACCAGCUAGAGACUGUAUUCAGGCACCCCUUAACCUUCCUGAAAUAAAGAUUUAGUCAAUCAAAUUCGCUCAGUCUGGCCCAUUUGUGCUAACCUUGCCAACAUGUGACUGGAAUGCAGCUGGAACCACAGAAACUAUUCAGCUUAGAGGGGUGCCUCAACCAAUCUCAAUUACUGCAGUGAGCGUUUCACGUUUGUAAGCUCUAAGAUGUAAGCUGAUCAUUGAAAGGAAUAUCCAUCAAUGAUCCUCGUGACACUGACAAAAAGACAGGGUCAUUUUUGAACUGUAUUCUAAAAAUUAGGUUUCACAGUUGUUACCACAAAAGACUUGCACAGUUUCACAGUCGUGAAAACACAAAUUAGCCACUUAUUUAAAUAAGCUAAAAAGGAAGGAAAAACCAAAGUUAGCUGGUUGGGAAACGUGACUAAGUUUGAGAAUAGUUAAUUUAAUGGCUAAAAAAUGGCUAUUCUUCAUCUCAACUCUUUCUUGCAACUACUAGUGACCUUUUAGUGAACUCUUAUUUUGAGAAAAUAAAACAGAAAAAGGCAAGCUGCA
Messenger RNA from Acanthaster planci (crown-of-thorns starfish), 2479 nucleotides. RefSeq lists its product as uncharacterized. Gene Ontology annotation, cellular component: nucleus; Ino80 complex. The record is from RefSeq and is a predicted model, not a curated record. Lineage: Eukaryota; Metazoa; Echinodermata; Asteroidea; Valvatida; Acanthasteridae. Gene Ontology annotation, biological process: chromatin remodeling.